Messenger RNA from Aspergillus neoniger CBS 115656, 1528 nucleotides. RefSeq names its product Hsp90 cochaperone STI1 (gene sti1). Lineage: Eukaryota; Fungi; Ascomycota; Eurotiomycetes; Eurotiales; Aspergillaceae. Bases 131 to 1474 code for a protein of 447 amino acids. The record is from RefSeq and is a predicted model, not a curated record. Gene Ontology annotation, molecular function: Hsp90 protein binding. The transcript has 5 exons.
AAUCCCAAUACGAGAAGGCUCUCGAGGAUGCCAACAAGGCUACGGAUCUCAAGGCGGACUGGUCGAAGGGAUGGCUCCGCAAGGGUGCCGCUUACCGUGGUCUAGGCGACCUCUGUAAUGGCUGCCCACGAUGCGUACGAAGAGGCCCUCAAGCUCGAGCCUACCAACGAACAGGCCAAGACCGGUUUCAAUGCUGUCAAGAGGGCUAUCGAGGCCGAGGCCACGGCCGACGGUGUCACUGGUGACCCUAUGGGAGGCCUCGGUGGUAUCUUCAACGACCCUCAGAUGUAUCAGAAGCUGGCCAGCAACCCCAAGACCUCCCCGCUCUUGGCCGACGCCGACUUCAUGCUCUGCCGGUGCUGCCCCCGAGGCUGAGGAGGAUGUGCCCAUGCCUGAUGCUCGCCCUGCCGCUGCUGAGAAGAAGGAACCUGAACCGGCACCCGAGCCCGAGGCUGAGCCCGAGGACGAGGAGGCGAUCGCCAAGAAGAAGGCCCAGGAAGCUGCUGACGCCGAGAAGAAGAUUGGUAACGACUUCUACAAGAAGAAGCAGUUCGAUGAGGCUAUCGAGCACUACAACAAGGCCUGGGAGCUGCACAAGGAUAUUACGUACCUCAACAACCUUGGUGCUGCCAAGUUCGAGAAGGGUGACCUCCAGGGCGCCAUCGAGACCUGCCAGAAGGCCGUCGAGGAGGGCCGUGAGCUUCGUGCUGACUUCAAGGCUCUUGCCAAGGCUUUCGGAAGAAUCGGUACUGCACACGAGAAGCUGGGCGACCUUGCCCAGGCCAUCGAGUACUACCACAAGUCGCUCACUGAGCACCGCACACCCGAUGUCCUGACUAAGCUGCGCAACGCCGAGAAGGCCAAGGCCAAGGCCGAGAAGGAGGCCUACGUUGACCCCGCCGAGGCCGAGAAGGCCCGUGAACUGGGACAGAAGAAGUUCCAGGAGGCUGACUGGCCUGGUGCCGUCGAGGCCUUCUCCGAGAUGGUCAAGCGGGCGCCCGAGGACCCCCGCGGUUACUCCAACCGGGCUGCCGCCCUCAUCAAGCUGAUGGCCUUCCCUCAGGCCGUUCAGGACUGCGAUGAGGCCACCAAGCGUGACCCCAAGUUCAUCCGCGCCUACAUGCGCAAGGCCCAGGCCUUGAUCGCCAUGAAGGAGUACAACAAGGCUCUGGAUGCCUGCACGGAAGCUUCCGAGCACGACGAUGGCACCCACGCUCGCGAGAUCGACCAGCAGCAGCAGAAGUGCCUGGAGGCUCAGUUCAGCGCCCGUGCCGGCGAGACCGAGCAGCAGACCAUGGAGAGAAUCCAGAACGACCCCGAGAUCAUGUCCAUCCUCCAAGACCCUGUCAUGCAGAGCAUUCUGCAACAGGCCAAGAGCGACCCUGCCGCUCUGCAGGAGCACAUGAAGAACGCCCAGGUGCGGAUGAAGAUCCAGAAGCUGAUGGCUGCUGGUGUCAUUCGCCUCGGACGGUGAGGAGCGAGCAGUAUAAAUGAAAGCCCACACAUUCCUAGUAAUGCAAAUGAAGAA